UGCGCCCUCUUGUGGCGACCGGACUGACUUUAAAAAUGGCGGCCUGUAUGAAAAAGUAAAACCCGUCUGCAGAAUUUAAAAAAGUUGGUGAAAGUUUGGUUUUUAGUUGACUUUCGUGAUGACAGUUAUUUUGUUCAGAUGGAGGUAUUGAAGAAAGUAUACCCGAGGACCUUCACUCUGUCUGAAUAUCUGGAAGCAGUCGGCUGUCCAGGUCUUAUUCAACCCCAAGACAAAGUUGGCUUUCGCACAUUUGUACAAACGACUGUCCUCACUGAGCAUGACGGUGCCCUGCAGCUCGGGUUACAGACAGACUUCAGGCAUUGUUCCCAUCAGGUGGAGGUCGUGGCCAAGGCCGUACAGAUAUUGAGAUCACGUGGCGUGGCCAUGACGAAGAACGUCCUGCUGUUUGGAAAGGUUCAAACCAAGGAAUGGGGCAUUCCUGAAUCAAAUAACCAGGCCCUGGUGAAGAUGCCCUUCUGGGAGAUCCUCCUGGCCAGGGUUGGUGAUGAGGUCAUGCUCCACUUGUUGGUCAACCUGUCCGUGUUUCUGUUUGCUCCUCCGUCUUGCUACAUCCAAGUCUGUGGUGUCCCGAUCUAUGACUUGGUCUCAAGACCAUCCAAGGCUCUCCAUCAUCCAGCCAGUAUGAAGACUGGGCCAGAUGUUGCUUCCAAGUCAUUUACCAUGAUAAGUGUCUGUCAUUGCAAGAAAGGCUGUAGUACACUCCCCAAAUCACACCCUCUGGAGUGCUUGCCAGCCAGUAAUUCAGGAGCGAGGAAGCUGCUCAGCAGUGUGAUGCCAGCACAGACAGCUCUGAAGCCGGCCAAACAAGGCAGGACAAAGAUUCUCAGAACACGGCGACGAUUCAUCCCAAUGCAGAUGCUUCUGAAGGAGAUCUUGGUCGCUCACAAGAAGACAAACAUCACUGCCCUUCUAGACGCUCACUGCCCAACCCAGAGGCAAGGGGUCGCCAGUGAAGGAUCCCCAACCCUACAAGACCUGUUGAAUAACACCAUGGAACCCUGGAGGGUGUUCCUUUUCCUGAGGGGGGUCUUGUUGAGGGCCAUUCCAUUUCCAGUGUGGGGAUCCAUGCACAAUCGUCGGGCCUUCUUCAAGUUUGUGGAAAGGUUCACUAAACUUGGAAAAAGUGAAAAGCUGGACUCUGAGCAACUCACGAAGAAAAUUAACGGGGUGGAUUGUGAGUGGACUCAGCUGAAGAAGCUUCGAGGUCGCUCGCCUUGUCAUUCUGAUGUCAUGAUGCAGCGACGGAUGGUGUCCAGCCUACUCUCUUGGAUCAUGUCAGAUUACGUCAUGGCUCUCCUAAAGAUGGCAUUUUACGUCACAGAGACCUCGGCUUCGCGCAACGGAGUUGUGUAUUACCGUAAAUCGACCUGGAACAUGCUGGAGAAGAUAGGCUUAGAACAAUGCAAAGCCUCUGGAAACUUAAAGCCCAUCACUGAUAAACUGGCAGAAAGCUUUGUCGCAUCGGGGGCCUCCUUUGGCUGUUCCUCACUGCGCUUUGUGCCCAAGGCCAGCAGCCUGAGGCCCAUCACCAACAUGAAGCAGGCAGCCAGGGCCGGCAAGCAGAGUGUCUCCAUAAACACUCUGCUGGAAGACGUUUACAGCAUCUUGACAUUCCAUCGCUCUGGGCAACCUUCCUGCCUAGGCUCGUCCCUCUUCAGCAUCAACGAGGCCUACCAGAAGUGGAAGCAGUUUGUGCUGGAAUACAGGAAACAGGAAAGCAGGCCUUUGUACUUUGUCAAAGUGGACAUCAGUCAGUGUUAUGACUCUAUUCCUCACAUUGCCUUGCUCAGUGUCAUAACGGAACUCCUCAAAUUGAAGUCCAAGAAUCAACUCUUCACCAUCCACCGCUACGUGGCCGUGACUCAGGGAGGCGGCACCCCCAGGAGGGCAUUCCGCAGACAUGCUCACCUGGAGGAGGGCCGUCACCUGACCUUCCAUCAGAUGCUGCUGGCGCAGGCACGGGAGGAACAGUGGAAGAGUGCGGUCCUCGUCAACAGGGUGUGGAGCCAUUCAACCUCAGCUGAGCAGGUGAUGGCUUCACUGAAGAAACAUGUCGGCUGUGACAUAGUCAAGUUUGGGGGCCGGCAUUUCCUGAGGCAGAAGGGAAUUCCUCAAGGUUCCACCGUCUCCUCCUUGCUCUGCAACUUCUUCUAUGCUGCCAUGGAAACCAGAUGCCUGCCUCCAAUGACACAAGACGAGUUGAUGAUGCGACUGCUGGAUGAUUUCUUGCUUGUGACACCGAAUCUCGAGAAAGCGGAAUCUUUCCUCAGAGUAUUAUUAAAUGGUCUACCAGAGUACGGUUGCCAGACCAAUCCAACAAAGACACUGACCAAUUUCCCUUUUGUGUUUGACGGUCGUCAAGUCCAGAGCGUCGGCCCAUCAGACAUGUUUCCGUGGUGUGGGCUUUUGUUCAACACAAAGACGCUGGAAGUGUGCAACGACUUCACCCGGUACAAGGAUGUUAGCAUACGGUAUACUCUGACUGUGGACAGCUCCGGGGCCGUCAUCAGUAAAGUCAAGGCCAAGCUUUUACAGGCUCUGCAGGCCAAGUGUGUUGGUUUCUUUCUUGACCCAGAGGUCAAUAUUCAUCCCACAAUCAGGAGGAAUUGCUACGAACUGCUGUUGAUGUCUGCGUUCAGAUUUCACAGUCUGCUGCGAGUUCUCCCUCACAACUGCAAGACGGGUACUAGUGCGCCAAGGAGGCUUCUGGGUGUUCUAUUCAGACUGACUGACAAGCUGCACAGGUUAGGAUGCCCACUCAGAAAAUCUGAAACAAAGUGGUUGUGUUUAACAGCCUUCCAGACGAAGCUGCAACUGCACCAAGGCAGCUACAGACGACUCCUGAAACUCAUCACGAAAACACAGAGGAAGGUCUCCAAGCACGUGCCACAAGCAGAUAUGAUAGCCCUGGUGACAGCAUGCACGCCAGCCCUGCCACAGGCCUUCAAGGCCAUGAGAACCUAACCCAGUACCCCUUCACUCACGCCACAGCCAGGUAAGAUAGAAAGUGCACUCAGUCCCCGGGCACAGUACAAGGAUAAAAAGUCUACAAAGAAUAAACCAAAGCGCACAGCACUUCUGAGGAGCUAUUUUUCCCGACACUGUGGUCAAUUUGUCACUUAAGUGACCAGAAAAAAAAUUGAAGUGAUUGAUGCUUGUCUGGAAGUUUUGAAAAAGUUGAUUAACUUUUACACAAAAUCGGGGACACUUAAUUUAGCGACAAUUUUGCCAGAACUUGCAACAGUCACACACAAAAAAAAUCUAGAUCGCUUGAAUACAAGCAUUUGGACUCAAGGAAAAUUGGAUUAAGUACCUUUUUGCUCUUCUUUUUAAUAUCAAUAUUACAUCAUUAAAUAGAGCUCAAGAAAAUAUCCACAAAAUGCCAGAAUUAUUAUGCAUACCAUUUUUAAAAGUUAACUUCUGCUAGGCAUGAUUUUUUUUUGUCAAAACAACAUACAAAACUCAAAAAUAUCAGCAAAAUUUAGCAACUUCAUGACAAAGCAUAUGAAAAAUAACAAAGUGAAAACAUAAAAUAAUUCCAAAAUGGGACCAGCCCACUUACCGUAAAUUAAUGGAUGUUGUGAUUUAAAAUCCCUACCUUGAGAACCAAAAUGAAAGGAACAUGAGUAGGAUUGAUACAGCACAUGCAGAAUCUUUGUCACUGAAAUAUGCACAGAAAAGUACAAUAUGCUCUCUAAAAUUGCUUAAACACCUGUACUACAGUGUUGGAGUUACAUUGUACUAUGCCCUAAUUUCUGCUGAUCAAGUAUUUUACUGGAAGAUACAUGUCAAUGGACUUGGAAGUGGCAAAUUUUAUACGUCAAUUUUCUUGAUCCUGUUUCAGUGUGGAUACACUGUCUUACAGUGAGAACGGUUAACUGUACCUCUUUGAAAAAACAGCAGAAUAUGCAUGUAAUUAUGCUCGGUUAUGCUUUAAGAGAAUUUUACUCUACCCUGCCUUUUCAAGUCACUCAUGAAAUGUGGUCUUUCAGCCUUGUCUGGGGCAGUCUUGUCAAGUAACAGUUUUAAUAGCAGAAAUAUUGAUAUUCAGAAUAGGGUAACUUUCCAUUUGCAAGUUUUACACGUACAUUACCUGCGAUGGAGAUAUAUGUAGCUUUAGUCUUUACAAAUUUUGUUCGGAAUGGACAGUGUGUAUUUAUUUGGUAAGUUAUCUUUUAUGUCGUUACAAGCAAAACUGAAGGAAAGCUUACAUGCCAAUGAAAACAGUUCAUGUAUAAUUUACAAAGACUUAUUACUGAUUUCAUCUUUAACAAAUGCAAAACAUUUCCUGCUGUUCACUCUGAAACUGAGUAAGCAUUUUCAUCACAUUCACAUAUUUUUAAAACCAGAUUUUACAAAAAGUAAAAAAAAAAGCAUUUUACAUGCCAUCAACAGUUACCGAACUGUGGCAAAAAUUAAACCACGCAAAUAAUCGAAAACAGUUAUAAAAAUUACACAAAACUCAAUUGCACCCUGGUGAAUCAAACUCAUUUCAUAAAAAACAAUCCGUGCCCCGCAAGCACAAGAAGGGCAUAUUUUCAACUGCAUUACAUGUACUUAUAAAAUCAAAUGUUUACUUUUUGUGUCUACCAUACUGUUAAAGUCACGGGUUAAACAUUACUUUUACACCUCAUAAUAGGAAUUGGAAGAGAUCUUUGACAUGCUUGCAUUUGUUACAGAUUUGAACAUUUUUCAUGUACAUGUACAAGCACAGAAAUAAGGUCACACACCCUAUUAUUUACAUACAUGUAUAUAAUUUCAAACACCCACAACAUUAGACUUUCCAAUGCAUGUAGAUACAGUGUGUGUUAAUCAAUACUACACAUCAUGUACAUUGCUGCUGUUUUAACCACUUCAGGCCAGGUAAAAAGUUCCCUUGAACUACAAGCUGCCGGGCGGUGUUUUAUGAUUUUGAUUUUGACAUUCGUAUUCAUCAUACUUUUAUAUGAAUCGUUGUCGGGCGCUUUAAAAAAAUGCCAUUGUUAUGUUUAUUAGGCUGUUACAUAAUGGCUUCUUUGAUCGCCCUUGGCCCUGCCAGGAACGACAAACAAUGGCCAGGCUGGCCUCGAGCGAGCGCUGUGGCACUUCAUGCCAUUGUACUUUACAAUAGGAGGAUUACAGCUUAUGGUGACUCAUAGCAGUCAGUCCGGUCCCCAUCUAAGGCCGCCCGGCUGUGUGGAUCAGAAGAAUGUCGCCCAUAUGGGCUCAACCGGCGCUAAGUGGUUAACAGAGAGAGGAGAGCUUAAACCUAUAACCUAACACAAAAUUUAACCUCAUACCCAAGGACACCAUUACCAUCAUUAAUGCAUCAAAUGUAGGAUACUCUACAUUACAAAAUACAAGUGUAAUUUUCUAAGUUCUAGUUGUAAAUGGCAGAAGAGAUAAAAAUAGGUUAAUACUGUGCAAGACUUAUAAUGGAAUUUGAGAUCAUUUCGUUUCCAUUUUUUUCUUCCAUUUUCUUCGACAUUCUGUAGCAAAAUUCUGCAUAGCACAAGUACGUACAGUUUAUAUGAAAAUGUAUUACUGAAGUGUUGAGAAGAUGGGACCAGCCCACUUUUAUGACAGUUGCUGAGUGAAAUUCAGUUUUCACGGACACAGCCAAGUAAGGAAUAUUGAAGGGGGGGAGGAAAAUAGGA
This is a messenger RNA of Acanthaster planci (crown-of-thorns starfish), 5657 nucleotides long. RefSeq names its product telomerase reverse transcriptase (gene tert). Gene Ontology annotation, molecular function: telomerase RNA binding; telomerase activity; telomeric repeat DNA binding. Lineage: Eukaryota; Metazoa; Echinodermata; Asteroidea; Valvatida; Acanthasteridae. Gene Ontology annotation, cellular component: telomerase catalytic core complex. Gene Ontology annotation, biological process: telomere maintenance via telomerase. The record is from RefSeq and is a predicted model, not a curated record.